Messenger RNA from Planococcus citri (citrus mealybug), 1892 nucleotides. RefSeq lists its product as uncharacterized. Gene Ontology annotation, biological process: fatty-acyl-CoA biosynthetic process; long-chain fatty acid metabolic process. Gene Ontology annotation, molecular function: long-chain fatty acid-CoA ligase activity. The transcript has 9 exons. NCBI's taxonomy places the organism in Eukaryota, Metazoa, Arthropoda, Insecta, Hemiptera, Pseudococcidae. The coding region runs from base 169 to 1752 and encodes 527 amino acids. The record is from RefSeq and is a predicted model, not a curated record.
UUAAUAUGAGCAUGAUGCACGUAAUUAUUGUUAAAUCUACAAAUAUUUCUAGUAGCUUUCCGUACUGCAGAUAAGCACGAUUUGCAAAUGCUCAAUUUUUCUCUAAUUUCAUUCAAGCUUUGAGAUUUGUUGAUAAGUAACUAUACCUAGUGAUUGAUUUCACUCAAAAUGGAGAAUAUAAUUUACGGUCCGAAUAUCUCAGAAGAAACUGACUUUAACAUGAAACUAGGAUUAGCCGAAUAUUUACUUAAAGCGACCAAAAAUCAUUUAGGUAACGUUUUAAUGAUUGACGCGGAAACUGGAGAAGAACUGACUGGUCAACAAGUGCUGGACUCCAGUUACCUAUUUGCAGAUUAUUUUCGAAGUUUGGGUGUUAAAAAUGGCGACGUGGUUGCAAUCGUCAGCGAAAAUAGAUUCGAAUACUUAUCGUUACUUCUCGCGACACUUCACGUUAGAUCUGUCUUCUCUUGUGUGAAUCCUUUAUACGCUACAGGUGAACUUUUACACGCUUUCAGCAUAUCGAAGCCAACUAUCGUGAUUGCCACAAAUCGGACGUACGAUAAAGUGAAAAAUUUGCAAAAUAAAUGCGAUUAUAUUAGACACGUGAUCAACUUGGAUAAUACAAACUGCUCUAAUCGAAUAGAUACCAAUUCGAUUAAUGGAAAUGGAACUCAGACUCAAUCACCGGUUAAUUCUACUGAAACAGCGUUAAUUUUGUAUUCCAGUGGUACCACUGGUUUGUCCAAAGGCGUUGAGUUGAUGCACAAAUCAGUCAUUUUCUUGAUGGAAGCCUACAGAUCAGAGAAAAUUUUAACCUUUCCAGAUAACAACGCGAUAUCUGGACUGCUUCCAAUGUGUCACGCUUAUGGACUUUUUUGUAUUUUAUCGUGUUUCGUCCUGGGACACAAGUACAUAAUGAUCAAACGAUACUCAGAAUCGACAUUUUUGCAAUAUAUCCAAAAAUACAAAAUAACAACUUUGUAUGUAGUUCCAACCAUGGCUGUAUUUUUAACGAAAAGUUCAUUGGUCAAAGAUUACGAUUUAUCUAGCGUUCAACUGAUAUCCAGCGGCGGAGGUCCAAUUAGACAAAGCGUCGAAGAAGCUUUGAAGAAACGUUUCAACAGUCACGUGAUACAAAAUUACGGUAUGACUGAGACAACCACGAUGAAUUUGAUAUCGGUGCCGAAUAGUAAACCAGGUAUUACUGGUAAACUUUUACCUGGAAUGAUGGCUAAGGUUGUCGAUGUAAUAACUGGAGACUCUUUGGGACCUAACGAACACGGUGAAUAUUGUGUCAAGGGUCCUUUGCUAAUGAAACAGUACCUUUUCAAUGAUUCCAGUAAUAGAAUCGAAUCUUUUGAUGAUGAUGGAUGGUUGCAUAGUGGAGAUGUGGCGUAUUACGAUGAAAAUCACAAUUUCUAUAUAGUGGAUAGGAUUAAAGAGAUAAUCAAGUAUAAGGGAUACCAAGUACCUCCGUCAGAAAUAGAAAUUUUAUUGCUCCAGCUUCCAAGCAUAGAAUCUGUAGGUGUUGUCGGAGUCCCCGAUGAAGAAUUUGGAGAAUUACCUAGAGCUUAUGUGGUAAAAAAACAAGGCUUUAAAAUCACCGAAGAAGAAAUACAAAAAUAUGUAUCAGAACACUUGGCACCUUAUAAGAAACUCAAAGGAGGAGUAAUAUUUGUCAACGAAUUACCCAAGACUGUGAGCGGUAAAGUGGAACGAAAAGAACUGAAAAAAUGGGUGGUAAACGGGUAGAAUAUUAUUCGUUUCGAAAGUACCAGUAUAUAAGUGCAUUUUAUAUGUAAUUGCAUAAUCCUAUCUCUAUAAUUAUCUGCAGUGUACUUGAUGUUUUGUAUUUUCAACCAGAAGUAAAUAGAUCUGAUUUUUUAAAUGUU